This is a messenger RNA of Rana temporaria (common frog), 6673 nucleotides long. RefSeq names its product kinesin family member 16B (gene KIF16B). Lineage: Eukaryota; Metazoa; Chordata; Amphibia; Anura; Ranidae. The transcript has 23 exons. Gene Ontology annotation, molecular function: microtubule binding; phosphatidylinositol binding; microtubule motor activity. The record is from RefSeq and is a predicted model, not a curated record. Gene Ontology annotation, biological process: microtubule-based movement. Bases 371 to 5911 code for a protein of 1846 amino acids.
CCGCUGAUUGGAAUGAUGACAGUGUAGUGCGGUGCUCGGGGGGCGGAGCUAAGGUCUUCCUUCUUGUGAAUUACAUGUCAAUAAGGGAGAUCAUUAGACUGGGAGUCCCAUCUGACAGCUGGCCGGACAGAAUUAGACUGAGACCUUGCCAGACUGCACCUGUCCCCUCCCCUGCCUGUGUCUGCAGUCAGCAUGCUGAACUUGUGACAGUGAUCACAUUGUCCCUGGAGGGAUCCAUUAUACAGAUCACACACUGCUCUCUAUGCACUGGGGGAUUAUUAGGGGUGUGCCCAGGUAAUUGGUGCCCCUUCCUGGAGUUGUGACGAUUUGGGUGCUCACCUGGAGCCGACCCCCAUCACAGGCAUGAGACAUGGCGUCUGUCAAGGUGGCAGUGCGAGUCCGACCGAUGAACCGCAGGGAGAAGGAUCUGGAGGCUAAAUUUAUUAUUGGAAUGGAAGGCAAGAAAACAACAAUUACCAAUAUGAAGUUGCCGGAUGGGAUAUCCGGGGACUCUGGACGAGAACGGAACAAAACAUUUACCUACGACUUCUCCUACUUCUCAGCAGACUCGAAAAAUACAAACUACAUAUCUCAAGAAUGGGUUUUUAAGAAUCUUGGCAGCGACGUUCUUAAGUCGGCAUUUGAAGGGUACAAUGCCUGUGUCUUUGCCUAUGGACAGACUGGCUCUGGAAAGUCAUAUACUAUGAUGGGAAACCCGGGCGAUUCUGGUCUAAUACCCCGGAUUUGUGAAGGAUUGUUCAGUAGGAUUGCCGACGUUACGAGGAGGGGGAUAGCAUCAUUUCGUACAGAAGUCAGCUACCUAGAAAUUUACAAUGAGCGAGUGAGAGAUCUGCUGCGAAGGAAGUCAUCAAAAACCUUUAAUUUACGAGUUAGAGAGCACCCCAAAGAAGGUCCUUAUGUUGAAGACUUGUCAAAGCACUUAGUUCAGAAUUACAGUGACGUGGAGGAGUUAAUGGAUGCCGGGAACAUUAACAGGACCACAGCUGCCACCGGAAUGAAUGAUGUGAGCAGUCGAUCGCACGCCAUCUUUACCAUCAACUUCACUCAGGCUAAAUUUGAUGCUGAAAUGCCUUGUGAGACGGUAAGCAAGAUUCAUUUGGUGGAUCUGGCUGGAAGUGAGAGAGCCGAUGCUACCGGCGCAACUGGCGUGCGACUUAAAGAAGGAGGAAACAUUAAUAAAUCUCUUGUAACUCUGGGAAAUGUCAUUUCUGCCUUAGCUGAUUUAUCUCAGGACGCAACCAACCAUCUUGCGAAGAAAAAGCAAGUGUUCGUGCCUUACCGGGAUUCUGUUCUGACUUGGCUGUUAAAAGAUAGCCUGGGAGGAAACGCUAAAACUAUAAUGAUUGCCACUAUUUCGCCUGCUGAUAUCAAUUAUGGAGAAACCUUAAGUACACUUCGCUAUGCAAAUAGAGCCAAAAACAUUAUCAACAAGCCCACCAUUAAUGAGGAUUCUAAUGUCAAGCUAAUCCGCGAGCUUCGAGCAGAAAUCGCUCGCCUGAAAGCCUUGCUAGCUCAGGGGAAUCAGAUUGCACUUUUGGAUUCGCCAACGGCUUUAAGUAUGGAAGAAAAACUUCAACAGAAUGAAGCCCGUGUUGAAGAGUUGACUAAAGAAUGGACCAACAAGUGGAAUGAAACCCAGAACAUUUUAAAGGAGCAAACGCUGGCUCUCCGGAAAGAGGGGAUUGGUGUCGUGUUGGAUUCUGAGCUGCCUCAUCUCAUUGGCAUUGAUGACGAUCUUCUAAGCACCGGCAUUAUAUUGUAUCACUUGAAGGAGGGCCGCACCUAUGUCGGAAGGGAGGAUGCUGCAUCAGAACAAGACAUAGUUCUGCAUGGACUCGAUUUGGGAAGUGAACAUUGUAUCUUUGAAAAUCUCAAUGGUACAGUAACCCUUAUUCCACUGAAUGAAGCACAGUGCUCUGUAAAUGGAAUCCAGAUUGGAGGACCUUCUCAGUUGAACCAAGGGGCGGUCAUCCUCUUGGGUAGGACCAACAUGUUCCGCUUUAAUCAUCCAAAAGAAGCUGCUAAAUUGAGAGAAAAAAGGAAGAGUGGCCUUCUGUCCUCUUUCAGUUUAUCAAUGACAGAUCUGUCAAAAUCAUGUGAAAAUCUCUCGGCGGUGAUGCUUUACAAUCCCGGACUGGAAUUCGAAAGACAACAACGAGAAGAGCUGGAAAAACUGGAACAUAAGAGGAAAAUGAUAAAGGAGAUGGAAGAAAAGCAACAAUCGGAAAAAGCUGAACUAGAGAAAAUGCAGCAGGAAGUAGAAUCUCAGCGUAAAGAAACAGAGAUUGUCCAACUACAUAUCCGUAAACAAGAAGAAAGCCUAAAGAGGAGAAGUAUGGACAUUGAAACCAGGCUAAAAGACCUACUGGCCGAAAAGGAAAAAUUUGAAGAAGAGAGAACGAGAGAGCAGCAUGAGAUAGAACGGCAAAAAAAAAUGCAAGAAGAAGAGUGUUUUUUGAAGGUCCAGCAAGAACUUCAGAGGCUUCAAGAGCUGCAUAGUACCGAAAAAGCUGAGAAAAUAGAAAUCUUUAAAGAACUGGAAAAACUUAAAAAAGAAAAGGAUGAACAGUACAUGAAACUAGAGGUGGAGAAGAGAAGGCUGGAGGAACAAGAGAGAGAACAGUUGAAGAUUGUAUUCCGCCUUGAAGAGCAACUUCGAGAAAAACAGGAGAUGAUCCAGCUUCUAAAGCAGGGGGAUUUCUUGAGAUUAGAAGAAGAAAUCAGAGUUCUUGAAGAUGUCAGAGAAGAUUUUCUACGUGCUAAGGAGUCAAGGUCAGAAGGUGAAGAAGAUCUAGACGAGGUUGAGAAAGCAACAAAUAAAUAUACACAUUUUAAGAAAAUGCAGGUAGAGCAAUUGUCUAGUUUGGUGGAAGAUUUAAAUCAACAAAAAGAUUGUUUAGAGAGGGAAAUAAUUGCUGAUCGGGACAUCCUUGGUAGAUUUAAUCUCUUGAAUGUUGAUAAUAAGCAAGAAGAUGAUUGCACUCUGACAACCCCAGUAACAGAAGAUGGAGACACAAUAAAAAAAACAGAAUACCAACUGCACUGUAAGGAGCGACAACUUGGGUACAUAAAGCACAGCCAACUGCCUGCAUUGCUGGAUGAAAAGCAGAGAGCAUCUGAAAUUCUGGACAGCGGUCUGCUAGGGUUAGACAAAACUUUGUUUCAGAUUGAGAAAGAGAUUGAAGAAAAGGCAGAUCAGCUUGCACAAUUCCGAGCCAGUAGCGACCAACUACAGCACCUGCAGGAAACAUUUGAGUUUACUGCAAACAUUGCUCGCCAAGAAGAGAAAGUUAUAAAAAAGGAGAAAGAGAUACUGGAAUCGAGGGAGAAGCAGCACAGAGAAGCCUUGGAGCAAGCAGUUGCUAAACUGGAACGCAGGCAUUCCGCUCUCCAGAGACAUUCCACAAUAGAUGUUGAAAUAGAAGAGCAAAAGCGUACACUUGCGGCAAUGGACAGCAGCCAGGUACAGGCUGGUCUUCAAGCAAGCUUAGAAGCUGAACAGAAAGCUUUGGAGCAAGACAGAGAGCGGUUAGCUCAUGAAAUCCAACAGCUAAAGCAGAAGAUACACGUGACUGCUGAUCCACUUUCAAAAAGCUUUUUAGGAGCCCAAGAAGAAAAGCCUCCCCAUGCCACUUCUCCAGCAAGCCCGGUGAAAUCUCAGCCACAUUUUCUUCAUCUGACUGAUGACAGAAUACACGCAUAUAUUGAAGAAGAAGUACAGCGGCGGAUUCAAAAUAUUAAUUUGCCUUCCGAAGACCUCAGUGGCUUGAGUCUGUCUUAUUUUUCUGAAAUUGGAAAGGGAAAGGACAAUUUUUUGAACAGCAUUACUCAAAGAAAAAUGAAGUAUGAGAAAAUACAAGAACCUCGGGCAAACCCUGGAAAGGUAUCUUUACUUGAGAUUGGAUCCAUGCCGUUGCCGCCUACGAGACAAGCCAGGAUGGCAGUUGUUGAAAGGCAAAAUCUAAAUCCUGCUAAUUUAUAUUCUUGCUUCACAAGAAAAUGUUCUGACUCUCAAGAGAAACAUUUGAAAGAAGAGAAUGAGAAAGGGAAAAAUAGAUCAUCCAUUAGUGAAUAUUUUGACUUUCUGUCUGACAUAGAACGUGAACCAAGUCACCUUCUCAGUAGAGAGCUCUGUAACAGCAAAUGCUCUCAUCAAAAUAUUUCAUCUGCCGCUCAGAAAAUUCCUGCCAAGACCAAAGGAAAGCAUUUAGAAAGUGUAUCUGGUGACCGCGAUUUCUUUCAAAUGGAAUCUGACCGCACUUUCUUCCAGCAGAUGUCCUCCUCCGAGAUGAAGACGCUUGAUAAUGAGCAACCUGAGUGCAAUGAUAUAUUUCAUUGUAAUCUCUCUGAGACCAAUAUGCUUCCUGAAAAUGAGUUAAAGGAGAACAAGCUUUGCUGCCCAACUCACCAGGGUAUCCUCCAGCAGCCUCGUGCUUACCAGCGUGACUCUGAUUCUAGCAGCGAUAACUCUGUGUGCCAAAAUUUAACACAUCAAAAAUACAACCUGCAAAGUCUUUUUAGCAAGUUUUCUUAUCUUUAUAAACAGAGAAAUCUUCCAACCAUUCAGAAUGUUAUUAAGCAAGCUAAAGAAUUGUACAGCAUACAAGCUGAUAGCACACAGAACAUUCGGGGUCUUUCGUUUAUUAAAGAUUUGCCAUUUGGAAAGUAUUUACCGUUCAUAGAGUCAAACAGGCUAAAUAAAGGUUGCACUACUUCUGAUCCAUAUGACAACAAGGUAAAGGUUUACAGCAUUGGCCAAUCAGAUGUAGAUGAUAAAAAUUCUGAACAACUGGUGCUGUUUGAAUUGUCUAUGAGGGAAGGAUCAGAAGAUUGUGAUGGCCAAAAAUGCUAUUCUGUCACAGGAGAAAGUGCCAGUUUGGUCUCGCUUGCAUUCCUGAAGUUUCCUAAUAAGUAUUUCAAACUGAUGGACUACUCUUUUGAUGAACUUUUGGAUUACUUCAUCUGCACAUUGCCAGACUUUCAUGUUGACAAGAAUCAGUUUAAAGGUCUAUAUUGGCAUUCUCUUGGCUGCAGGAAUCUCCAAGAACCCCAGCCAGCCUGUUUACUUAUGUUCACAUCAGACCUUUUCUUUAUUUUAUUUCUGGGCCAUGCUCCGAAACUUAUUUGUUCUCUUCCUCUGACUUCUUUGCAAGAAAUUCACAUUUGUUUUGGCGGACAAAGUGUACACCUCCUGGGAACAUUUGAGUCCUCGCCUCUGGCUGUAUAUACAUUUGACAACCGCUGUACCCUGCAGCUAUGUCAAGACUUAGCAAAAAUGUUGAUGCCUGAAUUGAGCUACGAAAGACUCGUCAGUCAUCCAUUGCUGAGUAUGGAUCUGAUGGAACUGUCAACUGACUGGAAUGCUGAUGUAUCUGACAUUGUCUGCUCUAAUGGCUUUAAACUGACUUGUAACUUCAAAAAUGCAUUAGCAGAUAUGGUCUAUCUCAUUCAUGAGAACAUCAACGGCUUCAAGCCACCAUUAGGAGAUAUGCGUUUGUUGAUGUACACAGCCAUUAAAGUUGAAACAGGGAGGGCGCAGGGUGUGUAUACAUGGCUAGCGCUUACAAACACAUCUGUUGCUCUUGUACAUGACGAAGCAUUGCUUCCAGGCUUGUGUUCUUUAUCUUCAACUUUUAACCAAAUAAAAAUCCACAGUUUGACUGAGGUCAGAUGCAUUAUCUUUACAGACAAAGAUAAUUUAACAAAAAUGACUCUCGUUUUCUCCAGUAGUGGCAAUGAGCUGCACACGCCUGUGGAAACAGAUGGCUUAAUUUCAGUUAUUUCCGAGAUGCCUGCAGAGCACAGGUUAUCUUCAGUAACUGAUGCAUGGAGACUUACCUUCAGCUCCCAUAAACAUGCACUUUUUCUUAUUAAACAUCUCACAAACUAGUCAACCUGUAAAAAAAAAAAUGUAUGUAUGCCAUAUCUACUUUGAUUAUAACCCCUUCAUGGUCAGGGUAUUUUGUGCCUUCAUGAUCAGAGUUUUUCUUUUCAGUGGAGAUCUGGCCACCAUGGCUUCACAAGAUUAAAUAAGCCUUGCUGUUUCAUUCCCUGGGUUAUUCUAGCAUACAGUGGAUUCCCUGCUCACCAUGUUGAUCAGUAAUGGUAAAGAAUAUGUAUUAAUGGGGGCCACAAGCCUCAAUGGACUACUGGUUGUACAAGCGAAACUCAACUGUCUGGAAAGGGCUUUUAAGGGCUUUUAAGCACAUUCAGGUCACCUGGGCAUGCAAGUUUAUUCCCAUAGAGCAGGGAGACAAUUUCUCUGAUGUUGACAUACCCAACUCAAAGUAAACCAUAACUGGACACGAUUUUCUUACCUGCCCAAUCUCCUAUUUUCAAUCUUUCAGCUAGGUUGGUGCCCAUAGACAUGACAUUGUUGACUUUUUUUUACACGCUUGUGGUUUAACUGACCUAGUUGUAACCUAAACAGGCACUGUGUACAUUUAUAAUUUUUAUGAACUUCAUGAGAUUAAGAUGAAAAAAAAAAAACUAACUAAAUGACUUAUGCUUGAUUGCAAAGCUUCACAAUUUGUGUGUUCAAUUUCCUUUAUGUGCGAUUCAAUAUAAUCUGUUAGUGACUUUAUUUUGUCACGGUAGCUUGACACUUUUGAAUUUGACAUUGCAAUGAAUAAAAUAUCGAUUGGGAAAGUAA